This is a messenger RNA of Abrus precatorius (Indian licorice), 883 nucleotides long. RefSeq lists its product as uncharacterized. The record is from RefSeq and is a predicted model, not a curated record. Bases 87 to 689 code for a protein of 200 amino acids. The transcript is spliced from 3 exons. Gene Ontology annotation, biological process: thylakoid membrane organization. Lineage: Eukaryota; Viridiplantae; Streptophyta; Magnoliopsida; Fabales; Fabaceae. Gene Ontology annotation, cellular component: chloroplast thylakoid membrane.
UUGGAGGAGUCGAUCUAAGUGCGGUUAACAGGACAACGCAUCCAAAACGAGAGAGAAGAAGAGAGUGUGUUUGGGAUUCGGAGAAAAUGAAGACUGUACUUUCACCUUCAGCAUCUCCACCAACUUUUUCCUCUCCUACGUUUUCCAAAACCUACGCUUCCAAUUUCGCUGUUCUCUCUUCUUCUUCUUCUACCAAAUCCACACGCAUUGAACUUCCGUGCAGAGGGGCUUCACAGAAAACUGCACUUCGCUGCAACUGUAGCAUCUGGCCUGGUGGCCCUGCAUCUGGUGAUAGUGAUAGCAGCAGCAGAAGUAUUCUGGAUGCAUUUUUCUUGGGAAAAGCAGUAGCUGAAGCUCUAAACGAGCGCAUCGAGUCCACAGUUGGUGAGUUUUUGGGUGCAGUUGGGAGAUUGCAAGCUGAACAACAAAAGCAAGUGCAGGACUUUCAGGAUGAAGUGUUGGAGAGAGCCAAAAAAGCGAAGGAGAAAGCAACGCGUGAAGCUAUGGAGGCACAAGGACUCAUUUCCAAGUCUGCAGUGGAGACAAAAGUAACUGAUUCAGCUACUUCUAAUGCAUCAAAUUUUGCAACGGGUCCAUUAACUUCUGUUCAGUCCACUGAUGCCUCUGAAACAUAUAAUGGACGUGCCGAAGAGGAGGAACCUCCUUGGAGUUCAUCAAACGAUAACUGAUCCAUCCGUGUGUAUUUUGCUUUUUGACUGAUUUAUACUCAGUUUGCUUUAUGCCUUAAGUUUAAGCUUAAUUAAUUAUGAUUAUUGUAGCUAAUGAGAGUUAAUUAAGGAUAAGAAUGUUUAGUAAUAUAAUUUGACGAGAGUAGACAAAUUUGUAAAUGCUAGAAAAUUAAAGGACUGAGUUGCAAAUUUUU